Ceraceosorus guamensis is the source of this 1383-nucleotide messenger RNA. RefSeq names its product alpha/beta-hydrolase. The transcript is spliced from 4 exons. The record is from RefSeq and is a predicted model, not a curated record. NCBI's taxonomy places the organism in Eukaryota, Fungi, Basidiomycota, Exobasidiomycetes, Ceraceosorales, Ceraceosoraceae. Bases 271 to 1167 code for a protein of 298 amino acids.
UUGAGUGCACGCGAUCACUUCGUGCGCGAGCCUACCUCCUGCCACGUGCGUGUCCCUCGCUCGAGCAAUCACGAAUCCUUCUCAUCGUUCACCGCUCUUUCCUGCUUCACUUUCACCAGUCCCGAGCAGCUUCCCUCGUCAGCAACUCCACCUGCACACUCAGGCGUGCGUCUCUGACCAUCGCCCCCUCCAAAGCAUCCAUUCGGUAUCCUGCUACGAGCCAGAACAUCAUCCAACACGCGCGCGCGCGCACCUUUCUUUGGCGGGAAAAUGUCGUCUUCCUUGGCUGCUUCAGACUACAAGACGGUCACCUCUGCCGACGGCACAAAAGUGGCCGCAUGGCACUACAAAAGCUCUUUGGCGAGCGCAAAAACGUUGGUGCUGGUCCACGGAUGGACUGUAAGCUCCGACAUCUUCGAUCCGCUGCUUCUCCAUGAUUCCAAGCUGUUGCAGCUCGUCAACGUGAUCACGUACGAUCUAAGAGGACACGGACGGACCUCUGAGCUAGCUCUUUCCGCUUCCGAUAGCGAUGCCACGCCUGCGCAAGGUGCAAUCGAUUCGCAGACCAUUGCGCAGGAUCACAAAGCUGUGUUGGAGGCUUUUGGAGUCAAGGAGCACACUUUUGUUGGGUGGAGCUUGGGUGCAUCGGUCUCGAUCGACGUAGCUCUUCAUUUCCCGAGUCUUUUGAAAAAGGUCAUCUGGCUGGCCCCAUUGCCGUGGGUAGGAUCGAUUCAACGCGCCGUCAUUCCCGCCUAUCUCGGUUCUCUCUUUCCCGGUCUUCUCGUACAAGAUUCCGUCUCUUUGCAUCAUCAGACCGCUCUAAAGCUGAUCGAUAUCUUUUCCAUUCGAGGCAAAUCUCUGCAAUGGAGCGAGAAAUCGAGAUUGGUGGGCAACUUGAGCUUUUGUUUGCCCGAGGCUAGAACAGCUUGGGCUACGAGGAUGCAAGAUCCUGAAGCGUUCAAGAAUGCGCUCAAAGAAGGUAGCGCGACAUUGGACGUGUUGAUUGGAAAAGAAGAUCAAUUGGUCGAUUCGACCAUCCUGGAACGGGAAUUGACAAGAGAAUUUGGAGAAAAGACGUUCGGGUUCGAGGUCAUCGACGAUGCGGGACAUCAUCUAGCAUUCGAUCAAGAGGAAAAGACGUCGGAGUGGUUGAUUCGUCAUGCUUGAUCCGUCUUGCAGAUGAUUGUGCUGCCCACGUCUGCCACUUCCAAAACUCGCGAAUCGACGAAUGCGCCUACACUCACCGUUCCCCGCAAUAGAUGCCUCCCAUGUCCCGCCCUUUUUGGCCCUCUCUCCACUUUCACACACGACUGAACAAUUUAAUUUGGAGAGACUGUCAACCUUGUCGAGGGGUCACGAUGAGGAGUGCAAGGUACUCGUGGC